Molecule: messenger RNA, 2779 nt
Organism: Hemiscyllium ocellatum (epaulette shark)
Lineage: Eukaryota; Metazoa; Chordata; Chondrichthyes; Orectolobiformes; Hemiscylliidae
Gene: cog2
Product: component of oligomeric golgi complex 2
Exons: 18
Coding region: 77-2308 (743 amino acids)
Biological process (GO): protein transport; intra-Golgi vesicle-mediated transport; Golgi organization
Cellular component (GO): COG complex; membrane
Source: RefSeq, a predicted model, not a curated record
CUGUACCCUCUUCAUUCUCGGCAGCUGCCAAGUCGACAGAGGUUUAGGCCGCGGCUUCGAUGAAAACCGGUGGAGAAUGGAGCUACAGCGGGCGGCAGGGCUGCUCAAUUUGCCCAUGGGGCCUGACUCACUUUGCUUCAACAAGGAUGAGUUCAUGAAGGAUGAUUUUGAUGUGGAUCAUUUUGUGUCUGAGUGCAGAAAACAUGUUCAAUUGGAAACUCUUCGGGAUGAUCUGGAACUUUAUUAUAAGCUUCUGAAAACUGCUAUGGUAGAACUGAUAAAUAAAGACUAUGCAGACUUUGUCAACCUUUCUACCAAUUUGGUUGGCAUGGACAGAGCUUUGAAGCAACUAACAGUACCAUUGGGUCAGUUGAGAGAAGAGGUGAUGAGUCUCAAGCUGGCAGUUAGUGAAGGCAUUCAAGCCAUUGAUGACCGUUUGCUUAAAGAAGAUGACAUCCGGAAGAAAAAGAUGUGUGUGUUAAGACUCCUUCACGUAAUCCGAUCGGUGGAAAAGAUUGAAAAGAUCCUUCACUCUCAGUCUUCCAAAGAGGCUUCCCCCUUUGAAGCAAGUAGUCCUUCCUUAGCUGGACAAAUGCUGGAAAGAAUUGGGACUGAAUUUAACCAGUUACAUUUUCAUGCUGUGCAGAGCAAAGGAAUGCCCCUUUUGGACAAAGUGAGACCCCGAAUAGCUGGAAUCACAGCCAUGCUUCAGCAGUCGCUGGAAGGGCUGCUAUUGGAAGGCCUGCAAACUGCCAAUGUUGAGAUUGUACGUCCUUGUUUACGGACGUAUGCGACCAUAGACAAAACAAGAGAUGCAGAAGCGCUGAUUGGUCAGGUGCUUGUGAAACCAUAUGUGGAAGAGGUAGUUGAUGAACAACAUGUUCAGUCUGGGACAACUGGCCUCCGAGAAAUGUAUGGAAAGCUGCUAGACUUCAUUCCCAACCACUGUCGGCUCCUCCAAGAUGUGACUGGCGGAGCAGUAAUUGGUGAUAAGGCAGAAGUGAUUCCAGGUUAUGAUUUUACAGUGAAUUCGGUCUGGCCAGAAAUGGUACGAGGUUUAGAAGAAAAGGUGCCUUCGUUAUUUAAUCCAGGAAAUCCAGACAUGUUCCAUGAGAAAUACACAGUAACUAUGGAAUUCGUUAGAAAAUUUGAGUGGCAGUGUGCAUCCCAAGCAAGUGUAAAGAGACUGCGAUCGCACUCGGCAUACAAAAGUUUCAACAAUAAAUGGAGCCUACCUGUUUAUUACCAGAUCAGGUUCAAGGAAAUUGCUGGAAAUUUGGAGUCCUCUAUAUCUGAGGGUUUAAAGGAAGCGCCAGAUGGAAGCCAGUUUAGGCUUUCAGUUACUCACGUUCUAUGGCAGAACCUUCUGAAAUGCUGGGCUGAUCACAUCUAUCUACCCCCGCUGGCUCACCGCUUCUGGAAAUUAUCUCUGCAGUUACUGGCACGUUAUUCCAAGUGGAUAGAUGAGUUGAAAAUUGCAUCACCAAGCAAAGACCUUGCUCAGGAUGGGAUCAAACUUGCAGCUGCCAACAACAAUAUGGUGACCUCUCCAAGUGAAAGUAAUGAAGACCAAGGAAAUGGGUUGGCUUCCGAUGUUAAAGUUGUACCAUCUCUUUCUGUUAACCAACUUGUGUACCUUGUUUCAGACUUGGAUAAAAUCCAGGAACAGCUUCCAGGUCUUUUGGAGAUAAUUAAACCAAGGCUGGAGAACAUCGGGUUUGCAAAUUUCUCCCUCAUUUCAGAAGCACUUGCAGAUUCUCAGACUUCAGUGGUAAGCAAGCUGCCUGCAUUAAGUGAUAGAAUUAUUGAGGAACUCAGUGAAGCCUGUUUCAAUUAUCUUAAAAAUGCUUCUGAAGUGCCCAGGCUGUAUCGAAGGACGAACAAGGAGGUCCCUAUCAAGGCUUCCUUAUAUGUUGAAAAUGCUUUGAAACCCCUGCACCAGCUUCAAACUGAAUAUAAAAGUGUUGUGAAUGAAAACAGGAUAGAGGAGUGGCUGUCAGGUGCUCUCAGAAUUUGCAGUGAAAGGUAUUACGAAACAGUUUCUGAUGUUCUUAGCUCUGUUAAAAAGAUGGAGGAGAGUCUCAAGCGACUGAAACAAGCACGGAAAUCUGCAGCUGCAAGCAGCAUGGGAACAAAUAGUGGCAUUAGUGAUGAUAACAAAAUCAGGCUGCAGCUCGCUUUGGAUGUUGAAUACCUGUGGGAUCAAGUCCAGGGACUGGGUCUGCAGAUGUCAUCUUUCAGGCAGUUUACAGCUUUGCUAGAAUUAGCUCAUUCAGCCAAAGCAAUGGCAAUGGUGGAGCCAGUCUGAGACAUCACUGGAGCCAGGUUUCAAUGAGAGCCUACAAUCGCCUGCAUUAUACAACCAACCCAACAGUGACACAGUUAAACACUAUCAGGAUCAUGCAACAGUUAACUCCAUCAGAACCUAUAUCUGCAAUUAAUCCUACCCUAUCUUGCUCAAUUUCUAGUUUUCAUAAACAGGUGUAAAAAUGCAGUUUGUUUAUCAUUUGAACAGUACUGCAAAAUACAGUUCGACGAUGAUGGAUCUGUGUUUGUACAUUGAGUUCAGAGCUGGACAAUUUGACGUGGAUUUCAGUUCCAGCAUCGAAUAAGUGCAGUUUUAUUUUCAAAUUCCUUGGAGAAGCUUGGAAUCAAAACUACAAACUGAAGGGAACUAUAGAUUAUUUUAUUUUGAGCUUGUAUAGUAAUUUGUUAUAAUUCCAGCUGUCAAUGAUUUGUUUAUCUAUUUAAAUAAGUUCAAUAAAGAAUUCGCAUAAAA